AUGGCGGACGACACACGGCAGCCAGAUACCGUCUCUAAAGAGGACGCGGAUCAAGCAGAUACACGCGCGCUUAGGCGACCCAAACCCAGGCAUGACUUUCCGAAGACUCAGGCUGGAAAGAUGUGGGAGGUCCUGGGCAAUCCUGCAGAACCGGCAAAUGCGCUGCCCGGAGGAACAUACAACUCAGCCGGCGGAAGGCCUGUGGACGUGACCUGGAAAGAUGCUUUCAGCUUUAAGCAUGAAGGGAAUGGCUAUGCGUGGUAUCAGGCGCCAUGCGCAAGGGAUUCAUUGUUGGUCGGCAUGGGAGCAGGAGGCGCGGUGGGUGGUCUGAGAUUCAUUCUGAAAGGGCUCUCCUCCAUGUUAACAACCGCCAAUUUCGCUGUCGCUGGCUUCGUCCUGUCAGCUUCUGGAAUGUACUAUUGGUGUGACCAGCGACGCAGAGAGGAAGCCCGAGGGAUGGCCCUUGCUGUUCAGGGCAUGAAGAUGUUACAUGAAAAGAAAGCUCGUGAGAAGUUGGCUGCGGAAGAGGCUGCUCGAGCGGCGAUGGCUGCGAAGGCCGAGGAGGAGGAGCGUAGGCGGAAGCAGCAAUGGUAUAAAUUCUGGUGA
Messenger RNA from Cladophialophora yegresii CBS 114405, 606 nucleotides. RefSeq lists its product as uncharacterized. Gene Ontology annotation, cellular component: mitochondrial inner membrane; mitochondrion. Gene Ontology annotation, biological process: mitochondrial respiratory chain complex IV assembly. The coding region runs from base 1 to 606 and encodes 201 amino acids. The transcript is spliced from 2 exons. The record is from RefSeq and is a predicted model, not a curated record. Lineage: Eukaryota; Fungi; Ascomycota; Eurotiomycetes; Chaetothyriales; Herpotrichiellaceae.